GAACGACCUUUUCUUUGACAAGCACUAUCAAUCCAACAUCCUCUUGCUUGGAUUCGUAUCUGGGGCGUUACAAUUAGCGACGCUUCGUCUCUUGUCAACGUCCUCCUCUUUGUCGUCGAAUAUACGGCUUCUUUUUUUUUCUUUCUUGUUUUUGCUUCAGGUUCGACUCACGAGUCUUUUCUUCCGAUCAAAUUCAUCAUCUCUCGAACCAUCACUCCAUUCAUCUCGAAGCAUUCUAUAGAAUAUCAAUUACGAAUAGUAUAUCUGCAAUAUGGCCGGCCUGUCAUCAUCGCUGUCGUUCCUGACAGACAAUUCUGUCGCUGCUGCGAUCAAAGAUGCAUACGGAUCGUUCUCCGAGCGAAGAGCGGCGCUGGGUUUACCCAACCCCGGUACAGUCGAUAACAUCGCAAGAGAAGUGCAAAAGGAGGUGUUGUUGUCCAACUUUAUGUUCACGGGUCUUCGCGCCGAUCUAACCAAGGUCUUUGGCAUGGCUCCUCUGUUCCGGAUGUCGCACGCUUUCGCUAUGGGUUCAGCAGGCAAUAUGCCUCCAUAUAACUUUAGCGCCAUGUACGGAACGCCAAAGGUAUUUAUGCAGGGAAACUUGGGCAGUGAUGGCGGCCUCAGCGCUGUUGGCAAUUACCGCUGGAACGAGAAAUUCGUGACGAAAUCGAACGCUCAGAUUAUGUCUGGUAGCGCACAGGGCAUUCUACAAAUUGAUAAUGACUAUACCGGAGAUGAUUUCUCUUUCUCCCUCAAGGCUUUCAACCCGUCCAUCUUUGAAGGUGGUUUGACCGGUAUCUAUGUUGGAAGCUACCUUCAAUCUGUUACCCCAAGUCUUGCUCUCGGAUUCGAAGCCAUCUGGCAACGACAGGCCAUCACCUCCCGCCCGGAAUCGACUCUUUCGUACUGCGCAAAAUACCGUGGCGCGGACUGGAUCGCUAGCGCCCAACUCCAGGCUCAGGGAGCUAUUGCGGCCUCUUACUGGAAGAAAUUAUCCGACAAGGUGGAAGCUGGUGUGGACAUGAACCUUCAAUUCGCACCCAGUGCUGCUGCGAUGAUGAUGGGAGGACCCAGCCGGGAUGGCACAGCAACCGUUGGUGCCAAGUAUGAUUUCCGUGCGUCUACUUUCCGUGCCCAGGUCGACAGUACCGGUAAGGUCAGCUGUCUGUUGGAGAAGCGGAUAGCUAUGCCUAUCUCUUUGACCUUUGCGGGAGAGAUUGAUCACGUUAAGCAACAAGCUAAAGUCGGUCUUGCCGUCUCUCUCGAGAUUGCUGGCGAAGAACUUAUGGAGCAACAAGAAAAGGCCGAAUCUCUCGGAGCCAUCCCCCCUCCUUUUUAAACAAUUGAGUGUACUCUCCAGUUCCGUUCAGUUGUCUAUUCUAUCAACGAUACGAACUGAUUAAUACCGACCUUCGACCAUUGUCUUACUAGUUCUUCACUCUUGUCCACACUUGGCAGAUAAAAAAGGCCCCCUGCAUUGCGGCUGGUUCCACAUUGACACGAGGAGUAGUGCAGUUUUGGCGACGUGGGUGUACGCCUUCGUGUAUAGAAGUGAUGUCUGUUUCUUUCUCUUUGACAUUUGGCAAGAUGUCAGAAGUUUUGUCCUUUUUUUCUGUUCUUAAUGUGUCUCGAUAUCAGGAUCGGGGACGUGUUUCUUUUUAUCUUAUCUGCAUAGAGAGGAGCAAAUGUAAAAUAGCAAUAACAAACAAUGACUUAAUAUGCACU
Molecule: messenger RNA, 1725 nt
Organism: Talaromyces stipitatus ATCC 10500
Lineage: Eukaryota; Fungi; Ascomycota; Eurotiomycetes; Eurotiales; Trichocomaceae
Product: mitochondrial import receptor subunit (tom40), putative
Exons: 3
Coding region: 272-1339 (355 amino acids)
Biological process (GO): protein import into mitochondrial matrix
Cellular component (GO): mitochondrial outer membrane; mitochondrial outer membrane translocase complex
Molecular function (GO): transmembrane protein transporter activity
Source: RefSeq, a predicted model, not a curated record